Molecule: messenger RNA, 468 nt
Organism: Oncorhynchus kisutch (coho salmon)
Lineage: Eukaryota; Metazoa; Chordata; Actinopteri; Salmoniformes; Salmonidae
Product: gastrula zinc finger protein XlCGF16.1-like
Exons: 2
Biological process (GO): regulation of transcription by RNA polymerase II
Cellular component (GO): PcG protein complex; transcription regulator complex; chromatin
Molecular function (GO): RNA polymerase II cis-regulatory region sequence-specific DNA binding; DNA-binding transcription factor activity, RNA polymerase II-specific
Source: RefSeq, a predicted model, not a curated record
ACAGAGGAAGGGGAACCAGACCUGCUGAUCAUCAAGGUGGAGGGAGAAGCAGAUGACCAGGACUCUAGGAUCAGCCACCCAGCUAGAACAGUGGAGGGCAGCAGAGAACUAACCACCCGCAACUGGCUGCAGCCACCACAGAGGACCCCGCCUUCCAGUCCAGUGGCCCCAGAGGCAACAACAAUACAAACACCGCUAUGGAGACCUGGCACCAUAGAACGACCGUACGGUUGCCCGAACUGCCAUAAGAAGUUUGUCCACGAGAGUGACUUGCGGCAGCACGUCGUCAUACACACCAGAAAGCGGGUGUUCGCCUGCACCUUGUGUGAGAAGAGCUUUGUGUCCCCCAGCAAGCUCCAAGUGCACCAGAACGUCCACACUGGGGAGAAGCCCUUCAGUUGUGCACAGUGCGGGCGCAGGUUCUCCCAAUCCAGCAAUCUGAAUAGACAUCAGAAGCUUCAUCAUUGA